Molecule: messenger RNA, 2789 nt
Organism: Phacochoerus africanus (Common warthog)
Lineage: Eukaryota; Metazoa; Chordata; Mammalia; Artiodactyla; Suidae
Gene: ZBTB49
Product: zinc finger and BTB domain containing 49
Exons: 7
Coding region: 129-2456 (775 amino acids)
Biological process (GO): regulation of transcription by RNA polymerase II
Cellular component (GO): nucleus
Molecular function (GO): protein binding; RNA polymerase II cis-regulatory region sequence-specific DNA binding; DNA-binding transcription factor activity, RNA polymerase II-specific
Source: RefSeq, a predicted model, not a curated record
GAGGGGGCGUUGUCCGGCUGGUUCCGCCGCCGGCGUUGCCCUGCGAGCUGCGCUGAGGGCGGCGGCCGCAGGUGAAGAGCAGGCGGCGGGGCGGGCAGCGGCCUCCGAGGGCCCCUGGAUGGUGGAGCAUGGACCCCGUGGCUGCUCACAGCUGCCAUCUCCUCCAGCAGCUGCAUGAGCAGCGCAUCCAAGGCCUGCUCUGUGACUGUAUGCUGGUGGUGAAAGGAGUCUGCUUCAAAGCGCAUAAGAACGUGCUCGCAGCUUUCAGCCAGUACUUUAGGAGCCUCUUCCAGAAUUCUUCAGGCCCGAAGAAUGAUGUUUUUCACUUGGAUAUUAAAAACGUGAGUGGCAUCGGACAGAUCCUGGACUUCAUGUACACGUCGCGUCUGGAUCUUAACCAGGACAACGUACAAGUCAUGCUGGACACGGCCCAGUGUUUGCAAGUCCAGAACGUUCUGAACCUGUGUCACACGUUUCUGAAGUCAGCCGCCGCCGCUGCCGCAGACCGGCCGCCCGGCCUGCCUUGUCACAGCGCCUUCUCGCUGCAGGGUGCCCUGCCCCCGGACGCGAGCUGUGUCGUCGGGGAAAACUACCCGCCUCCCGUGCCGCAGGAGUGCCCAGCCGGGGUCCCGCGGGGUAAGGCUUUGGAUGGGUCGCCAGGCCACGCGCCGCCCUCAGCGGGUCUUCAUCCUUCGCCCGCAGAGCCCUCCAGACAAGCCCCCGACGCGCUCGACGGCGGCUGCGCAGAUCUGCCCUUCAAACAGCCAAGCUGUUACUACAAGCUCAGAAACUUUUACAGUAAGCAGUACUAUCGACAAGCCACCUGUCCCAGCCAGGAGAGGGCCACCGAGCAGCCGUUCCCUUUCGGCGCAGCCGCAGACCUCGGGGCCGUGGAGCACCCGCCCUGCGCCGUCCGUCAUCCCGCGUGCGCCCUGGAGUCCUCGGAGCACCUGCCUCCCAACUUCCUGGCCCAGCCUUUGAGCGAAUCGGCCCCUGCCCCGGCAUCCGACGGUGCGGGCCCGCCACCGCCCACCAGGCAGAUGAGGCUCAAGAAGGCCGUUCACCUGAAGAAGCUCAAUUUCCUCAAGUCGCAGGAAUCUGCAGAGCGCACCUCUGGAGCCAGAUCAGAUGAGAGCGUCACCGAGAGGACAGAACCUGCCAGUGACAGCACUGUCGAGAGAGUCCACAGCCAAAGGGCUGAAGACAAGGAAAGCGAAGAGCUCCUCCGUGCGGAGGAUUUUCAUUGCAUCAGUGAGCUGGGGAGGCCCGAAGAGCCCGCGGCACCGGAAGAGCAGCCCCAGACGCCUCCGUCCCAGAGACAGUACGCCUGCGAUCUGUGCGGAAAACCUUUCAAACACCCGAGCAAUUUGGAGCUUCACAGACGGUCUCAUACAGGUACACUGAUUCAGUCCCCGCAGGCAGAAGGGGGGACUCCCGCAGACCAUCAGACGCCACUGCCUGCUCCUGUUUUUGCGGGUAACCUGCAGACUCACUUACGUCGACAUUCCGGGGAAAAGCCAUACAUCUGCGAGAUCUGCGGGAAGAGGUUUGCAGCCUCCGGGGACGUCCAGCGCCACAUCAUUAUCCACUCAGGAGAAAAGCCACACUUGUGUGACAUCUGUGGUCGAGGGUUUAGCAACUUCAGUAAUUUGAAGGAGCACAAGAAGACGCACACGGCCGAUAAGGUCUUCACCUGUGACCAGUGCGGCAAGUCCUUCAACAUGCAGAGGAAGCUGGUGAAGCACAGGAUUCGGCACACGGGGGAGCGGCCCUACAGCUGUUCUGCCUGUGGAAAGUGUUUUGGAGGCUCUGGCGACCUCCGCAGGCACGUCCGCACGCACACUGGGGAGAAGCCGUACACGUGUGACGUGUGUAACAAGUGCUUCACCCGCUCGGCGGUGCUGCGGCGCCACAAGAAGAUGCACUGCGGAGCGGAGGACGGGGGCCGGGGCGCCCUGGCGGAGCUGGCGCAGGCCAUGGACACCUCUGACCUGGAGCGGUCCCAGAGCUCCGACUCCUUCUCCCAGGACAUGGCUGCGACCUUGAUGCCCGGGUCUGUUAAAAUCCCCGUCCCCACCGUGGAGGAAGACCCCGUGCCGGAGUUUGACAGCCACUGUAAGUUCCGGGCCAUGGCCCAGCCCCCCGGAGGGAGCGAGCAGGAGAAGCUCAGCCUGGAUCCCGUCAAGCUCGCUAAGCCCCACGUGCCGCAGGCGCCGCAUCAGGCCUACGCCUACUCGGACGUGGAGGCCUCGGCCGGCGCCGAGCCGCUGCAGGCGGACGGCGUGGCCCUGAUCCGCUCGUCCCUGGCCGCCCUGGACAGCCACUGCGGUGACCCCCUGGGCAGCCGCGCGGCCGCCCCCGCGUACAGGAACUCGGAAGGGCAGUUCUUCUCCAGCAUGACCCUCUGGGGGCUGGCGAUGAAGACGCUGCAGAAUGAAAGUGAGCUGGACCAGUGACCUCCGGCCUCAGCAUCUCAGCACCAGGAACAGCUCCUCGGCUCAGGCCUUCAGGGCUUCCGGGGAGCCGCCCUGUGACCAGCCAGGACCGGCCAGGUCCAGCCCCAGAGGAGCCUGACAGGAUGCCUCCUGGCGAGUUCAGCACACGGGAAGAGAGGCCCGCCAGCUCAUCGCAGAAGCCGAUGUGGGGCAAAACAAGGCGCUUCCCAGAAGCCAGAGGCUGGAGAGUCGGCUCGGAAGGUGGUGUGGACCGCCGGUAACUACUGUACGUUGUGGUCGUGGUAAAGGGAAAAAAUAUGUGGGUAAUAAUACAGAUAUUAUUUUUGCAUUUUU